AUGAGGCUGAACCUAGGAUCAGAGCUGUCCAAUCUGACGGCAAAUGGCCAAGGCGACUUCACUUCUUUGGAACGUGUCCAGCGGCAAGUCCGCCUGAUCUGUUUGCUGUUUGUUGCUUGUGCUCGCGUAAUCUUUCUCGAGCACUUCCAGGCUUGCUCUGCUUCCUGCCUCGUCUCUUUUUUCCGUCAAGUCCAAUCUCCUUGGCAAAAACUUUUGCCUGAUUGUCCUCGAGUUCACCACUUAUCAGUGA
Messenger RNA from Caenorhabditis auriculariae, 250 nucleotides. The record is from the annotation of a GenBank genome assembly. NCBI's taxonomy places the organism in Eukaryota, Metazoa, Nematoda, Chromadorea, Rhabditida, Rhabditidae.